This is a messenger RNA of Sclerotinia sclerotiorum 1980 UF-70, 4911 nucleotides long. RefSeq lists its product as hypothetical. The coding region runs from base 1 to 4911 and encodes 1636 amino acids. Gene Ontology annotation, molecular function: RNA-DNA hybrid ribonuclease activity; nucleic acid binding. The record is from RefSeq and is a predicted model, not a curated record. Lineage: Eukaryota; Fungi; Ascomycota; Leotiomycetes; Helotiales; Sclerotiniaceae. The transcript has 5 exons.
AUGGCCCCAUCCCCCCCCGACGGCCCCCUCCAGAAGGCUCUAGCGGAAUCUGUAGCAGCAGCUUCCAUCAGAGCCUCUGAAGGACAGUCCCUAUUUGAUCCUAUCGCAAAGUUCUUGGAUCAACACCGCACCAACAAUCAAGGCCUCCCCAAACACUUAAAGGAAGCCCUGGCCCAACUCAGCGACGAACUCGCAACAGUGGCUACAACACACUUCAAAGCAUUUAUCACAGGCUCAACCCCGAUCAAGCCACAUAUACACAAAAAUGCCUCUGCAUCGAACAGCACCCCGAUCACAAAGCCUACAUAUGCCAAAGCUGCUGCCUCAACUACCUCAAAGAUCUUCAGCCAGCCUUCAGCCACAAAGACCAAAAGCAUUCAAAAACUCUCCGAGGACAACAGACUCUUCGUCCGACUCCCUCUAGCCCACCCGGCAAGAGAUAUGCAUGUCUAUGCUAUCUACACGAGCCUCAAAACCAAACUAGGAAUACAUGGAAAAGCUCUUCAGGAAAUACAGCAAACGAAGUCCGGCCUGGCCUUAUGCCCAAACAGACCCGAAUCCCUCUCAAUCCUCGAAUCCCAGAUUCAAACCAUCUCCAACUUCUUCACCUCCCCUUCUGGCACGGUCAAAGUAGAGCGAAACGCUCAAUGGCUCUCAUACCGUAUCUCCAACGUCCCCAGACGCAUAGGCCUCUUCGAAAAUGACCAAUAUACAACAGGAGAUGUGGAUUCACACAUGUUAAAACUGGCCAUUAAAGAACUGACAGGUGUCACCCCACUUCUGGUAGCGGAAACACCGAACAGCACUAUCACUCCGUCCAGUUCAACCUGCGAUUGGUUCGUCAACUUUCCAAACGAGACCAAUCCAUCCCAAAUCCCGAAGUUCAUGCGACUCUUCGGGAACAUAAAACAUUCGCUCAUUCGAACAGAUGUGAUACACAAGGGGAACACACCUGCCCUCCCCGAUGCCUACAUUGCCACGGCCCCCACGCAGCCGAUGACUACAGAUGCCCUCUUUUCGCCGGCAAAGGCCGACAACUCACCAAAGAACAGAAAAUCGAAAUCAGAAAAUCAGGUUUUCUUGCCACCACCAAAGCCAGAAAAGACGAUGGAUGCAUUGCAGGCAGCAUACAACGAAAAGUCCGACAUCAUAAUGAUACAAGAACCAUACAUCUCGAAAGACCUCUCCCGCCGAAUCACCAAAUGGCACCCAGCAUACCAAUGCUACUCCCCAACAGACAACUGGCUUGAGCAUGGUAGACCCAGAGUGAUCUCCUACAUCCGCAAAGACCUAGACAUCAUUAUCACCCAACUCAAACCCCCUCACAUUGACCCAUAUGCCCUUUCAGAUCUCCUCAUCCUCCAACUAAAAACUGAGACCAAUUACUCAGUCACCAUCUUCAAUAUAUAUAACAGCCCCCGCGGUUCUCCAACCCGCCCCCAGAAUACCACCCAAACCCUCAUCGACACCCCAGACACCUACCUUCAAGGGAACACCUUCCUCUGUGGGGACUUCAACCUCCCACACCGGAACUGGCAACCUAGCUAUACAGGAAACCUCUCUCCUGCCUCUAUCCCCUUCAACAAAUGGCUCGAAGAACACCAAUUAGUAUUCUCAUCCGAGCUAGAUAAACCUACCCACUCUAUAGGCAAUGUUCUGGAUCUGGCCUUUUGCUCCCACACACUACAUCAACAAGGCCUCAAUACCCGUGUCGCCUAUCACCUUGAUGUCACCUCGGACCACACUCCCCUCCUUACAAAUAUCCCAUGGAUAUCCAAUACAACGAAUACUUUGAAACAGCUUCGUCCUAAAAGCCUCGAUCCUAUCCUUUUCAAAUCCCUCUUAAAAACCAAUCUCACAACCCUGAAUGCCCCACCUCGAAGCGAAGCAGAACUAGACCAGUUCACCGAUGACCUUGUAGACGCCAUCCACAAAGCUUAUUACCAGGCCCAACAUGCCAAGGACAUCUUCGCCAUAUCUAAAUGGCAUAAAACCACAGGCUCUUUCCAUUCCCCCCCUCUCAAGGACCCCCUUCACCCCAACCGACCCCUUGCAACCGGGACCCCGGAAAAACGAACCAUCUUAAUAAACAAUCUCCUCAAAAGAGAUACAGAAGUUGGAGACAUCCCUAUAGAUUGCCCAACUGUCCCUACCAAACAACUCCCUCCCCCAAUCAUCAAUGCUCAAGCGAUACAGAACGCAGUCUUGUUGGCAGGCAAUACAGCCCCUGGGGCAGACGAACUCCCUACAGCAAUCCUCAAAGAAGCCUGGUCUCUGAUCGAGCCAUUCGUCUCCCAACUUUACUACAGCUGUCUCCACCUCGGAUAUCACCCGAAAUCCUUCCGCAGUGCGAUCCUUGCAAUCAUCCCCAAACCCAAUAAGGCCGACCUCUCCUCUCCCAGAUCAUACAGACCCAUCGCCCUACUCUCAGUCCUCGGCAAAGGACUCGAACGAUUAAUUGCCCGGCAAAUGUCCUGGACCUCGAUCUCCCAUAAAGUCCUUUCCACACACCAAUUCGGAGCCCUGCCUCUCAGAUCCUCAGUAGACCUCACCACCUGCCUUACCCACGAUGUCGAACAUGCACUUAACUUAAACGGCUCGGCCUCGUUGCUCACUCUCGAUAUCAAAGGAGCCUUCGACGCUGUCCUCCCCGGACGCCUGAUCCGGAGGCUCCGGGAACAAGGCUGGGCCCCUAACCUCACCAAAUGGUUAUCCUCCUUCGUAACCCGAAGAACCAUCCAAGUUCGCCUAGAUGGAACCACAGGCCCCAAAACAAACAUUGAAUGCGGGCUCCCACAAGGCUCCCCUAUAUCACCCAUUCUCUUUAUGUUAUACAUCGCCCCUAUCUUCAAAAUGGGGAAGGACACAAUCAAAUUCGGCUACGCAGACGAUGUAGCUAUACUAGCUGCCUCGAACUCUCUGGAUGAUAAUGUCACCGAACUCAACGCUACCACACUGGAGAUCCUAACCUGGGGCGCCUCAGAAGGCAUCACCUUUGAUCCCGGCAAAUCAGAACUCAUCCACUUCUCAAAACGCAGGACUGAACAGAACCCAGAUAUUACCCCUACAAUUACUAUGGGAGAUCUAACAAUCAAAGAACUUGCCAAUGGAAAGCCCUAUAUUAGAUGGCUCGGAAUCCUCUUCGAUAAAAAGUUAUCCUUCAAAUGGCAUACGAAAGAACUAGCUACAAAAGCUAUUGUAAUAGCCAGAGCUCUUAAAUCCCUGGGUAACUCUAUAAGAGGAGCCCCUCCCAGACUACUACGGCAAGCCGCUGAAGCAUGUGUCCUCAAACGUGCAUACUUUGGAGCAGAAACCUGGUGGACAGGUAGAACACAAUUCGGAAUAAACCACCCUACUAAGGUGGAGGGCCAUAUCAACCAGUUAAGUAAGGUUACCUUAGAGUGUGCCAGAGCAAUCCUGCCAGUAUGGAGGACAACCAACAUAGCAAUACUGCACCGUGAAUCAGGACUCCGCCCGCCUGAAAUUGAACUGGACGACCUAGCUCGCGCUUCAACAGUUAGAACCAGAAGACUGGACCCCUACCACCCUCUCGCCUGGAGAGCUAAAUGGAUCCAAGAGGACCCCGGCUCUUUCAAGACCCGUUUCGCCUGCCGUAUCCUAUCUCUUCCGCCCUCGGAACAGAUCGAUCCCCUAUCAGCCCCUAAAUGGCUAGAAUAUGAAUCAAGAGCAGAAAUAAUGAAGCGUAUUCAUAGCCCCAAUGGCCGUACCAAACAGGAAGCAGCUACUGAAUUCAACGAUUUCUAUGACCUACUCCCUCGCGAAGAUAUCGUUAUCUUCUCUGACGGGUCUAAACUUGCAAACGGCAACACUGGUGGCGGUUUCGUAGGGUACCAAGACAACCACAAAUUCUGCGAAGGGAGCCUUCCACUAGGAAGAAUGAAGGAAGUAUACGAUUCUGAAGCGACCGCAGCUUUCGAAGGCCUCAAGGCCGCUAUCUCCUCGAUCGAAUCGAGAAUAGCAACAGAUAUAUACAUCUGUCUUGAUAAUAUUGAGGUAGCAGCAAGACUCCUCUCCAAAUCUACCGGAUCCUCCCAGGACACCUUCUCGGCUUUCCGCCAACUAGCCUCAACCUGGCACAAUGGCACAGUCCAUAUCCGAUGGGUCCCUGGUCAUAAAGAUGUAGCAGGAAACGAAGCGGCUGACAAAGCGGCCAAGGCAGGGGCAGCCCUCCCUCAACCCACAGGGGCCUACUCAUAUGCAGGACUCAGAAGAGUGACCAAAGGACUCAGGCAAAAAGCAAUGAAUCAGCUGUGGUCAACAGUGAUCCCAACAACCUACAGAGACCUCGAGAUCUUUACCUCACCAAGGAACCCAAAAGAACUCUCUCUCCCUAGACCCUUCCUAGGUCGCCUAAUAGCUAUCCGCUCAGGCCAUGGAGACUUCGCAUCGUACCACGAACGUUUCCUACAUCAAGACGCACAACUGCUUUGCAGAUGUGGAGCCCGUAAAUCCCCAGUACACUUCUUCUUCUGCAGUAUCGCCAAAAGAAACCACCCCCGGCCUAAAGGGAAACCUGCCGAUAUUCUUCCGUUCCUCUGCGGUACCUACGAAGGUGCUGAGGUAUUAGCAAACUGGACGAAAGCGAACGGAUUCUAUACCAACAUAUGUCCCCUCCACCUCCCUCCCCCCCCAAUCUUAAAGGGCCCCAUUCACUCGCUGAGUAACUCCCUGGCGGCCUUUGCCCCAAGAGGGGAUGUCAUGAGAAUGGGGGGGCUUCGCCCCCUCGGCCUCUGGCCGUUAAAUAAUAACACACACACACACACACUACCCCCUCUCUUAGGUAUGCUACUUACGGAAUUGGGUCACCCGUACGAGCCACUACUUGUGCAUGCUAUAGUUACGUUAUAUGAGGAUUGGUGCUCCUUCAUAAGCUUUCUAUUGGCAGGAUGA